Gavia stellata (red-throated loon) is the source of this 2447-nucleotide messenger RNA. Its product is annotated as zinc finger protein 629-like. NCBI's taxonomy places the organism in Eukaryota, Metazoa, Chordata, Aves, Gaviiformes, Gaviidae. The transcript is spliced from 5 exons. The record is from RefSeq and is a predicted model, not a curated record. The coding region runs from base 1 to 1362 and encodes 453 amino acids. Gene Ontology annotation, molecular function: DNA-binding transcription activator activity, RNA polymerase II-specific; RNA polymerase II cis-regulatory region sequence-specific DNA binding. Gene Ontology annotation, cellular component: nucleus. Gene Ontology annotation, biological process: regulation of transcription by RNA polymerase II.
AUGUUCCUGGCUGACGGCCCCUGGGCGGUGGCGGCCCCGGGACAGCGCCCCCCCCACGCCCGCCCUGCCCCCGACCCCGCCAACCCUCCGCGACCACCCCCGGUGCUGACGCCACCCGCCCGCGACACCACCUGCCACCAGCGCAGUGUCCCCAUGUCCCCGCCGGCGCUGGGGGCCCACUACUGCGGCGACUGUGGCAAGACCUUCGGCACCCGCUCCCGGCUGGCAGUGCACCGGCGGGUGCACACCGGCGAGCGGCCCUUCGCCUGCGCCCACUGCGGCAAACGCUUCAGCCAGAGCUCGGCACUGGGCCUGCACCGGCGCCUGCACACCGGCGAGCGGCCCCACGCCUGCGCCGACUGCGGCAAAGCCUUUGCCGCGCCCUCGCACCUGGUGGUGCACCGGCGGGUGCACACCGGCGAGCGACCCUUUGCCUGCGCCCACUGCGGCAAACGCUUCAGCCAGAGCUCGGCGCUGGCGCUGCACCGGCGCCGUCACACUGGCGAGCGGCCCCACGCCUGCACUGACUGCGGCCGGGCCUUCGCCGUCGCCUCCCACCUGGCCGCUCACCGUCGCAUCCACACCGGGGAGAAGCCUUUCCCCUGCCCACGCUGCGGCAAGCACUUCCGCCAGCGCUCCGCCCUUGUCACCCACCAGCGGGGACACAAGGAGUCACCACCAGCGCUCCAGCCUCGUCACACACACGCCAUGGAUCAGCCAGAGGAGCCGCCCGGCGACUGGGACGGGAAUGGGGGGACGGUACCCGGCGCCCACGGAGGCACCGUGAAGUCCCCAGAGACAGACACCCCCAAGAGGCUGGUGACAUCGCCACCGCUGCCUCCGUCACCCGGCCUGGACUGGUCCUGGGGGCUGCCCCCCACACCGCCCACAGGUACCCGGAAACCCUACAAGUGCACCGAAUGUGGCAAGGCCUUUGGGCAGAGUUCGCACCUGAUGCGGCACCUGGGCACCCACACAGGCGAGAAGCCCUACAAGUGCGGCGCCUGCGCCAAGAGCUUCACACAGAACUCCAACCUCCUGCAGCACCAGCGCACCCACACCGGCGAGAAACCCUAUGAGUGCAGCGCCUGCGGCAAACGUUUCGGCUGGAGCUCCAACCUCAGCCAACACCGCCGUCUCCACAGUGGCCAGAAGCCCUUUCAGUGCAGCCAGUGCGGCAAAUGCUUCGGCGAGAGCGCCCGUCUGCUCGAGCACCAGCGCACCCACACCGGCGAGAAGCCCUACCGCUGUCCCGAUUGCCCCAAGACCUUCAGCCGUGGCUCCCACCUCGCUCGCCACCGCCGCCUCCAUGCAGCUGAGCGGGGACCCAGUCCGGCCCUGGCGAUGCACCGGGGGCUCUGAGGGGCUCCCCGAGGAGAGGCGAGGAGGCGGCCGCAUGGACGGCGGUGCUGCUGUGGUGACCAUGGGGAUGUGGUUUGCCCUGCCGGUGCCCAUCGUCAACAGAAAGAUUCAUGGAGGAUCCGUGAUGCGGUCAGUGGCUGCUACAGCCCUUCUGUGGUGGCCAUGGGGACAUGCUUUGGCCUCGUUGGCGCCCAUCGUCAAUACAAAGACUUCAGGAAGAUCCACGAUGUGGCCAGUGGUUAUUACAGCUCUUCUGUGAUGGCCACGUGCCCGUGGGUUCACCCUAUCAGCACCCAUCAUCAACAUAAAGACUUCAGGAGGAGCCAUGACGUGGCCAGUGGCUCCACAGCCCUUCCGUGGUGGCCAUGGGGACGUAGUUUGGCCCCACUGGUGCUCAUCGUCGAUGUAAAGACUCGGGGAGGACCCAUGAUGUGGCCAAGGACUCUAUGGCCCCUCUGUGGUGGCCAUGGGGACAUGGUUUGGCUCCAUCGAUGCCCAUUGUUGGCUUGUGGGGAACCUGCGUGGGCCAAAAGCCACGGCACUGGGAACAAACGUGGACACAAAGCCUUGGGGAGGGUCCAUGAUGUGGCCAACUGGGACAUGGUUUUGCCCCACUGGUGCCUCCCAUUGGCUGGUGGAGAAGCCACGUGGGCAAAGAGAUGGCAUUGGGGCUGGAGGUGGACGCAAAGACUCGUGGAGGACCCGUGACGUGGCCCAAUGGCUAUUACAGCUCAUCUGUGGUGGCCAGGGGGAUGUAGUUUGGUCCCACUGGCACCCGUCGUCAUCACAAAGACUUGGGGAGGUCCCAUGACGUGGCCAACCGCUACCAUGGCCCUUCCAUGGUGGCCACAGGGACAUAGUUUGGUCCCGUUGGCACCUGUCAUCAUCACAAAGACUUGGGGAGGUCCUAUGACAUGGCCAGCGGCUACCGUGGCCCUUCCAUGGUGGCCACAUGCCCACGGUUGGCACCCACCAUUCAGUAGGUGAGAUGUCACGUGGGCAAGCAGCAAGGGGAGGAAUUUUUAGGGCAAAAAAUCGCAGUAACAGCACUAAAACGGUCCUUAAAACCCGCAUGUUGAUUUUGA